CUAAAAAGUAAUGGUAGUGAAGAUGAAUUAAUCCACUGUUCCAGCUAUUGAGAAAUGCUGAUGAACUGAACGAAAACCCCUUCGCGCCAUCUGACUGCUGAGAUGUCGAAGAGGCAAAUAAUGAAGAAAAUUCAAUAGACGUAGUUGAAGAUGAAGGCGACUAUCUCAAUAUUGAAGAUUUGUAAAAACCUUGUAAAAUGGAUCUAGCAUGUCAAAAACAAUUUUUUCAUAAACGCACUUCUUUUAUUAAUGCCCCUACUCUAAUCAACCUCUAAUCUAAUCCUCUAAACAUCUUAAAUUUUUUAUUAACGCCUAGGGCGUUGAAUAGAGAAAAUACGGUAACUGUAUUUUUCGUCUGCGUUACCAUAACCUGCAAAUUCGCCAUUAUGAAUGCAGCGUUUUCGUAACAGCGUGGCCAUGUGAUGAGAAAAGUUUUAUACAUAAUAAAAAUAACAAAGAAUGAAAGCAAUGAUGAAAACAACAUUCUCCCAAGAUAAGGUAUUAGAAGAAUUUUAUACUGGUGGCAAGGUUGAGAUAGAUGCAAGUGGGAAACAGUUGUAUUGCACUUGUGGUGAUGUGAUAACAAUUAUUGAUACUGAUACUGGUGAAAAGAUUGCCCAACUUAAAGAUGAUGGAGACGAUAUAACUUGUUUUUCUAUUUCCCCAAACAACGAAAUUCUUGUUACAGCAACAAAGUCUUUGUUAUUACAUCAGUAUGAUAUUGAAGAAAGAAAAUUACUUCGAAAAUGGAAGGCAGCACAUAAAACUUCAGUAUUAUGUAUGGUGUUUGACAGUACAUCAACAUUACUUGCUACAGGCUCUAGUGAUGCAACCAUCAAAAUUUAUGAUACAGCGAAACAUUAUUACACACAUAGUUUUAAAGGUUCACAAGGAGCUAUAAGUUUGCUGAAAUUUCACCCAAACCAAGAAAAAUUAGUUUUGUUUUCGUCAUCAACAGAAGGUAAAAUCCGAAUGUGGGAUUUAACAUCCAACAGGUGUGUCAGCAUCUUGGAAGGCCACUUUAGUACAGUUACAGCUUUAGUAUUUUCAGUUGAUACUUCUUGUAUGAUUAGUUGCGGAAGGGAUAAAGUUGUCAUUAUUUGGGAUUUAUCACAACGCAAGCAAGUUAAAACUAUUCCUGUGUUCGAGUGUAUUGAGGGCAUGGUAAUAGUUCCAAAAAAACACCACUUAGAAAAGGAAUAUUUCUUAACAGCAGGAGAAACAGGUUGCUUACGGACCUGGAGCUUACAUGAUGGUAGAUGUGUGUAUGCUGACCCCAAAUACAAGGAAAGAAGUAAAAACCUCGACAAAUCACACAGUUCAAAUAUAUUACAAUUAUUUUACAACGACAUAAUAAAAAGCGUAGUUGCUGUGACAUUUGAUCACAACAUAAUAUUCUAUGAUGUUUGUAAUUUGAAAAUCCAAAAACAAUUUAUUGGAUAUUAUGAUGAAGUGCUAGACAUUAAAUUUUUUGGUGAAAAUGAAGAUUGUGUUGCUUUAGCAACAAAUAGCGAACAAAUAAAAGUAAUACAUCGCGAACAAUUGACAUCAGAAGUAUUACGUGGUCAUACAGGAACUGUGUUAUCUAUUGAUGUCAGUUACGAUGGAAAGUACAUUGCUUCAUGCUCAAAGGAUAACACAAUUCGUGUUUGGUGCAAGAAUGAGGACAAUAAUGAAUUUUGUUGUGUUGCUACUGGAUUUGGUCAUACUCGUGAUGUUGGUAGCAUUGCUUGGCCAAAGUUAUCUACAGAUUAUAUUGUUACUGGAGCUCAAGAUUUAACUUUGAAAUGUUGGACUUUGCCUAAGAUAUUGGUUAGAUCAGAAAUUGUUAGUUUGUCUGUAAAAUGGACAGAAAAAGCACAUGACAAGGACAUCAAUGGUGUAGCAAUUUCACCAAAUAACAAAUUUGUAGUUUCCGUAUCACAAGAUAAAACAGGAAAGGUUUGGAAAAUCAAGUCUGGAAAACUUAUUGGGACUCUUUGUGGACAUAAACGUGGUAUAUGGUGUGCAAUGUUUUCUCCUGUUGAUCAGUGUAUUGUGACAGGUUCUUCAGAUUCCACAAUUAAACUCUGGGCUUUGUCAGAUUUCACAUGUGUCAAGACAUUUGAAGGGCAUACAAAUUCGGUAUUGAGAGUAAAUUUCUUGCAUAGGGGUAUGCAACUGGUAUCCAGUUCUUCAGAAGGAUUAAUCAAGAUAUGGGACAUUAGAGGUGAUGAAUGUGUUUUAACAUUGGAAGGUCAUGAUGAAAAGGCUUGGGCUUUAGCAGUUACCAAAUCUGAAGAUAUGAUUGUUUCCGGUGGUGCAGACUCUACUGUGAAGUUUUGGAAGGACAUAACAGAGCAAACUGUAAAAGAAGAAGAAGAAAAACAAACAACUCUUGUGUUAAGGGAACAAACUCUUCGUAAUUUGCUUCAAGAAAAGAAGUUUGAUAAGGCUAUUGGACUAGCUACAACAAUGAACCAGCCCUUCACGGUUCUAAAUAUUUUCAAAGAUAUGUUGUAUCAAACAAAUAAAGAAGUUUUGUUAGGAAAUGUAAUACGUAACUUGCAAGGUGAUCAAAUAGAAACAUUACUGACAUUUAUUUGUGAUUGGAAUACAAGCGCGAAACAUAGUUAUGCCUCACAAACAGUGUUAAUGCAUAUUCUGAAGUUGAAAACACCAAAUGAAUUGUUGGAACUGUCAAACAUGAAAGAAACUAUUGAAUCUAUGCUGCCAUACACAGAACGACACUGCAAACGUGUGAAUCAACUCUUGCAGCAAUCAAUGUUUGUGGAUUACACGUUGGAAUCAAUGAAGUUGUCUUCCAUCACUUAACCAGUCGAACUAAAUAUGAUUUAAUUUUCAUGUCCAGCAUACCAGUGGUACAACAAGGAUAAAUUCUUUGGAGUGCAUAUUUUUACAUGCAUUGUAUUUUUCUAUGCAGAAUUUUGAACAUAAAAAUUAUUACGAA
Messenger RNA from Hydractinia symbiolongicarpus, 2950 nucleotides. RefSeq names its product transducin beta-like protein 3. Gene Ontology annotation, cellular component: nucleolus; 90S preribosome; small-subunit processome. Lineage: Eukaryota; Metazoa; Cnidaria; Hydrozoa; Anthoathecata; Hydractiniidae. The record is from RefSeq and is a predicted model, not a curated record. Bases 460 to 2814 code for a protein of 784 amino acids. Gene Ontology annotation, molecular function: U3 snoRNA binding; protein binding. The transcript has 30 exons. Gene Ontology annotation, biological process: endonucleolytic cleavage to generate mature 5'-end of SSU-rRNA from (SSU-rRNA, 5.8S rRNA, LSU-rRNA); endonucleolytic cleavage in 5'-ETS of tricistronic rRNA transcript (SSU-rRNA, 5.8S rRNA, LSU-rRNA).